UUUAGUGAAGUUUGUGUUUUCCAAAUGUCACCGAAACAUUAUUUUUCUCCUUUCGUCUCUUCCUUGCCUUCAUCAUUGCCAUCAUCUUACCUCUCCCUCUCCCUCUCCCUCUCCCUCUCUCCAUUUUUCCUCCUCCAUGCCAUGGCUUCCUCCUCCUUAAAACACCAUAAAAGCCACUCCCUCAACGGCUUCACCACCCCCGCCAAGAGAACAAAACUUUCUUUCAUUUCUGACCCUGAAAUCCAAUCAGAAUUCUCCCACCAUGACCAAACCAUCGCUCGGAUCAACAACGGCAGCUUUGGGAGCUGCCCUCAAUCUGUCAUCUCAGCCCAACAAAACCUCCAGCUCCAGUUCCUCCGCCAGCCAGAUAACUUCUACUUCAACACCCUCAAACCUUCUAUACUUCAUUCACGCUCCUUAAUCAAAUCUUUGGUAAACGCUCAUUCUGUUGAUGAAAUCUCCCUUGUAGACAACGCCACCACCGCUGCUGCUAUUGUGUUACAAAACUGUGCAUGGGGUUUCAACGAAGGAAGGUUUAGCAAGGGAGAUGUUGCUGUCAUGUUGCAUUAUGCUUAUGGUGCUGUCAAGAAGUCUGUUCAGGCUUAUGUCACGCGUGCUGGAGGGGAAGUUAUUGAGGUACACUUGCCCUUCCCUGUUGCAUCAAAGGAGGAGAUUGUGAGUGAAUUUAGAAAGGCCUUAGCGAGAGGGAAAGAAAAUGGGAAGAAGAAAGUCAGGUUGGCUGUGAUUGAUCAUGUUACUUCGAUGCCUAGUGUUGUUACUCCUGUUAAGGAAUUAGUUAAAAUUUGUAGAGAGGAAGGUGUUGACCAGGUUUUUGUUGAUGCUGCUCAUGGAAUUGGGUGUGUUGAUGUUGAUGUGAGAGAUAUUGGGGCUGAUUUUUAUACUAGUAAUUUGCAUAAGUGGUUUUUUUGCCCUCCUUCUGUUGCCUUUUUGUAUUGCAGGAAGAGAGGAGAGGAUGGUAAAGGGGGUGAUCUGCAUCACCCUGUUGUGUCUCAUGAGUAUGGUAAUGGAUUGGCUGUAGAGAGUGCUUGGAUUGGGACUAGGGAUUAUAGUGCUCAAUUGGUGGUUCCGGCGGUUUUGGAGUUUAUUAAUAGGUUUGAAGGUGGGAUUGAGGGAAUUAAGAAGAGGAAUCAUGAGAAAGUUGUGGAGAUGGGGGAGAUGCUGGUGAAAGCUUGGGGGACUAAUCUUGGGUCUCCACCGGAGAUGUGUGGGAGUAUGAUUAUGGUUGGAUUGCCUGCUUGUUUGGGGAUUUCGAAUGAUCCGGAUACUUUGAAGUUAAGGUCACACUUGAGAGAGCAUUUCCAGGUUGAAGUUCCUAUUUAUUUUAGGGCUCCAGUUGAUGGAGAAGUUGAUUCAAUUACUGGCUAUGCUCGCAUUUCUCAUCAAAUUUACAACAAGGUUGAGGAUUAUUACAGGUUUAGGGAUGCAGUUAACCAAUUGGUCAGUGAUGGCUUCACUUGUGCAUCUCUCUCUAAUUGAAGAGUUUGCAGUUCAAUCUUCAAUGAGGCACAGUAGAAACGUUUCCAAUGACCAUCAGCCAGUGAUCAUGGUUUCGGCACCACACUCAAAAGUUGACAAACAAACUUGAGAUUGAUGAUGAGUAUCAGAGUUCCAAGUUUGUUUCUUUACCCCUUUUUUUUUUCCCCCUAAUCAUUUGAAGUUGUAGAGGAGAUGAACUUGUCUGUUGUUCUCCCAGGAUAUUCUUGUAAAUAUUAUCCAAAUAAUUAAUAUAAACUAUUUUCAGCAUGCUUUUAACCCAA
Molecule: messenger RNA, 1778 nt
Organism: Populus nigra (black poplar)
Lineage: Eukaryota; Viridiplantae; Streptophyta; Magnoliopsida; Malpighiales; Salicaceae
Product: probable L-cysteine desulfhydrase, chloroplastic
Exons: 2
Coding region: 25-1497 (490 amino acids)
Source: RefSeq, a predicted model, not a curated record